Molecule: messenger RNA, 1077 nt
Organism: Colletotrichum scovillei
Lineage: Eukaryota; Fungi; Ascomycota; Sordariomycetes; Glomerellales; Glomerellaceae
Product: phytanoyl- dioxygenase
Exons: 3
Coding region: 1-1077 (358 amino acids)
Source: RefSeq, a predicted model, not a curated record
AUGGUCAUCGCAACCGACUCCGCAAAGCCUUUGGCGACCAUCCCGGUCCCAGAGGGGAAGAAGAUUAUCAAAAAUGCAUCAGACACGGCUCCCUUGAAGCCUCAGCCGGCGGGCCCUAACAGACUCUUCUCUCAAGAAGGUGCAGUCUUUGGAGACUUCCGCGAUGAUCUGCUCCGCGACGGCUACGUCGUAGUCAAGGGCGCUAUUCCCCGCGAAAGAGCAGACGCCUACGGCGAGGAGAUGAUGUCUUAUCUCGAGAACUUCGCCGGCGGUCUCGGCUUCAACCGCAACGACCCCUCCACCGUCAAAGAAUCCAACCUCCCCAUCAUCACCGAAAAGGGAAUGUGCCUAGGCUACGGCGUCGCUCACGAGUCCUUCACCUGGGCCGUCCUUUACGACACCCCGGACCUCAUCGUCUCCUUUGACGCCGUCAACAUGGCCUUCCCCAACCGGCCCGACGUCAAACCCAACAACCCCUGGCCGCACCAGGACCAGGACCCGGAGAAGCCCGGCUUCCGCUGCCUCCAGGGCCUCGUGAACCUCCUCCCCAAUGGAGACCGCGACGGCGGGCUGAUUGUCUGCAAGGGCGCGCACCUGCUCUCCGAGGAGUUCCACGAGGCGUUCCGCGGCGAGGAGGAUAAGAUUUGGGCGUGGACGAAGGAGUGGUAUGGGUUCACCGACAAGGGAAUGCAGUGGCUCAAGGACCGCGGAUGCGAGUGGAUCAAGGUCAACGCGGAGCCUGGAGACCUGCUGUUGUGGGACAGCCGGACGCCGCAUUACAAUCUCAGCCCGGAGGGCACGUCGCCGCGGUUCUGCGUGUAUACCUGUUACAUGCCGGUCGCCGAGGCCACGCAGGAGGACUUGGUGAGGAAGAAGGGCGCGUUUGAGGAGUUGAAGAGCACGACGCACUGGCCUAAUGCGAUGCACGUUGGCGGCAUUCCGGUGUUGAGGGAUGGGGAGCCGUGUCCGUAUAAUACGGGCAAGCCGAGGAGUGUGCCGAAGCUUUCGGAGAGGGGGUUCAAGUUGACGGGUAUUCCGUAUAUCCAGGGGGUUCCUAUUGAUGCUUUGGGAGAGUAA